Vanrija pseudolonga is the source of this 576-nucleotide messenger RNA. RefSeq lists its product as uncharacterized. The record is from RefSeq and is a predicted model, not a curated record. Bases 1 to 576 code for a protein of 191 amino acids. The transcript has a single exon. Lineage: Eukaryota; Fungi; Basidiomycota; Tremellomycetes; Trichosporonales; Trichosporonaceae.
AUGCCCCCCUUCCCCAUCCCAGACAUCACCCUCCCCGACCCGCCGACGCGUAAGACGCGCUCCGGCUCCGCGGCCAGCCUGCACCUCGCGCGCUCGCGCAGUAGUCUGGGGAGUACAGAGGAGGCCGGGCUGCUCGUUGGCUCGGGAGCGGGUCCAGGAGGGCGGCGGAGGGCAAGUUUCGCUCUCACGCCGAUUACGCGCAAGGUCGCCGCCGACGAGCGCGACUCGGACGACAACGACGAGGACGACGCCAGCGUGCUCUCGCCGCUCCCGCCUAGCCCGCUGACGCCGACCACGCUCGAGGCGAACACUGCGCGCUGGGCCGCAACGCAGCGCGACGACCCCGCCGACCGCACACCCGACGCAGACAUCGAGGCACACCCGCGUAUCUCGCUCUCCCACCGCGCUGUGCAGUUCGCCGACGAGGACGACAUCGAGGUGUUUGACGCUUCCGAGGCCGACACGUUUGAAAAGCCCGUCGGGAGCGAGAUGCUCGCCAUCGUGCUCAGCUGCUCGAUGCUCGCUGUCAUCGCCACCGCGGCCGCCCUGACGACAAUGUACGACUGGGUCCUGUAG